AUGAAGGUGUUUGUGUUACGUGAUUGGACUCUUGAAUUAUGUACAUUAAUUUUACCAGCUGUACGCGAUCUUAUCAAAUCUCAUUACUAUUUGUACAAUUUGACAGGAUGUCAAACACUUGAACGAAUUCUUUCACAUUUUGGUAAAUUAAUCUAUGAUAAUGUUGGAGCUAAAUCAAUUGGUGUAGAUCUCAGUCAACAAGCACGACGUGACAAAUGUCAAACAUGUCAUCAUGUAUUACAUGAAAUUCGAUGUUUACUUGAAGAUCGACUAAAAAAUAUUUCUGAUUUAUCAUUAAGACAAUUAUUCGAUGACAAUUUACGAUUAUUAAAUGCUUGCGAGCGUUCUUGA
This is a messenger RNA of Rotaria sp. Silwood2, 351 nucleotides long. The record is from the annotation of a GenBank genome assembly. NCBI's taxonomy places the organism in Eukaryota, Metazoa, Rotifera, Eurotatoria, Philodinida, Philodinidae.